Molecule: messenger RNA, 699 nt
Organism: Haemonchus placei
Lineage: Eukaryota; Metazoa; Nematoda; Chromadorea; Rhabditida; Trichostrongylidae
Source: the annotation of a GenBank genome assembly
GUCGAACAAUUCUAUCCACAUCAUCUAAAGAUGAUGGUUUUGUUUGUGAUCGCGGCACUUCAUCUCGCUUAUACUCGAGAGUUUUUGUCGACUUUCCGAGCUUACGAGUCACUCGCCAAUCAGGUAGAAUACCGAGCAUCUCCAGGUAGCGAUAGUCAGGGAGACAUUAACUUGGUGCGAUUCGUGAUGAUCGCCUUUGUUGAUUAUAAGAAGAACUUGUGGAUGACUGUUGGUGCAAUGUGCGCAUCGCUUUCGACCAGCGCUAUCAUCUUGUUCUUCUACAACUCCUAUUGGAAUCAAAUGAGCCGAGUCACCAAGGCAGUGGUGUGUGUGGUGGACAUGCUUGCGUUGUUGUCCCUUCCAUUCCUUUUGGGUGCUCGUCUUAUGAUUGCGACAAAUCUCACCACAUACAUCGAGCCGUCCCUUCACGCAGCAUCCCGCUUGGUCUCCACAAGCGGCUUCAUGAACGAGCUGAAAUGUUCGAUUAUUGCUCGUGAAUCGCUUCCACUGUGCAGUGUCGUUCUGGAACGUUCCAUCUUCCCCGUACUCAUCCUCAAGUAUCUGAUUGUACUGUGUGUACUGACAGCAGCCUACAUCAUGCUUGCCUACCUUAUCGAGUACUGUAUUCGACACUGGUUCCCACCAUCUGAUCGUGAUGAGGUGGUGCAGCGUGCUCGUAUUUUGGUUGAAACCGCUUGA